AUGUUUCACACACCAAGCCGUUUCACCAUUUUACUAAAUGAGAAUCGUUCUCGUAUUCUUCCGUACAGUUGUAAUAAUAAAGUCCAAAUUAAAAAGCUUCAGACGGAACUUCUAUGUUCUCCAGGAUAUCACAUCUCUUUGAAGCAAGUCGUACAGUACAUCUAUAAAAACAAUGCACCUGUUGGAAACACAAAAAAUCAGAAUACGCUUAACCUCGGUCAACAGGCCGUCAAACACCAACCUCAAUUUUUCACCUUCUUUGCAGCUGUAAUGGAGGUGGGUGAAAUGAAAUCCGUCCUUGUUAAAAAACCUCCACUAAAGUCCACAAUUCCUGAGUUGAUGAGCUCUGAUUUCAAUAUCUCCACCGAUGAGGGAAAGAGCAGUCAGGUCUUGCUUCACAAGUGUGAAAUCACUCUUAUUGACGAAACUUGUGGUCACUUUCCCAUGAUCCUCUGGAAUGAAGAUCUCAUCAUGUAUGCCCAUAGAUUCUGGAAAUCCAAGGUAAAACCUAAUUUUAUGAAAUCAUCUUCUUACAUAUUUGCUUUGUUCAACUCACUAUUUAUAAUAAAGUGGGCUAAACUAUAUUAA
This is a messenger RNA of Rodentolepis nana, 588 nucleotides long. The record is from the annotation of a GenBank genome assembly. NCBI's taxonomy places the organism in Eukaryota, Metazoa, Platyhelminthes, Cestoda, Cyclophyllidea, Hymenolepididae.